UCCCGACAGCCACCAAAAAUUGCUCAAAUUUAAAUGUCCGACCAGCGAUCGCGACACUUUCGUCGUCCGGCAGCGGAAAUAGUCCGUGAAUUGCGGAAUCUUCGAUCCUCGCCCCUGCGAAUCGACGACGAGAACGAGGCAUGGAUGGAUGGCUACGAGAAGCCUCCACCGCCAGAUCUCCCAGUGACCAGUCGCGAUCAAUUGGAGCAGCUACAACUGAGCCGCCAUCGAAUCGGCCUGCUACUGGUCCGCCCGUCCUUCGAACAGGCCGUCACUGGGUGCUUUGUGCGGGUGAACAUCAAUGGGCAGGAGGAGUUGCCUGAUCAUCGGAUCGCCGAGGUGCUGGGCACCUGCGAACUGGACUUUGGCUACAAGGUGGAGCAGAUACCCACCAAUGUGGCGCUGAGACUGCGCUACGAGGACCUGGAGGUGCAGCACGAGAUCAACGAUGUAUCCAACUUGGCCUUCACCCAGGAAGAGUUUGAGCUGUGGCGCGAUAAUUGCGUUAAUCAGGCCAUCAGUCCACCCACCACCCACACGAUGACGCGCAAGAAGGUCGAGCUAUACAAUGCCCUGCAGUCCGAGGCCAAGCCAUUGGCCCUGAUCCAAAGGACCUUCGCCUUCGCGUUGAGGCCUCCGCAGAAGAGCGGCAUCAUGGAGCGGCAUGGCGCCGUUUAUCCUUGGCGCUUGAAGCAUCCCCUCCGGUUCGCUCCCGAACCACCGACCACAUCGCCGCCCGAAAAUCCGCCCAGCGGUCCCACCUAA
Molecule: messenger RNA, 765 nt
Organism: Drosophila erecta
Lineage: Eukaryota; Metazoa; Arthropoda; Insecta; Diptera; Drosophilidae
Product: RNA polymerase-associated protein RTF1 homolog
Exons: 1
Coding region: 34-765 (243 amino acids)
Cellular component (GO): Cdc73/Paf1 complex
Molecular function (GO): DNA binding; RNA polymerase II C-terminal domain phosphoserine binding
Source: RefSeq, a predicted model, not a curated record